This is a messenger RNA of Homarus americanus (American lobster), 2634 nucleotides long. RefSeq lists its product as uncharacterized. Gene Ontology annotation, molecular function: cysteine-type endopeptidase inhibitor activity. Lineage: Eukaryota; Metazoa; Arthropoda; Malacostraca; Decapoda; Nephropidae. The transcript has 11 exons. Bases 43 to 2634 code for a protein of 863 amino acids. The record is from RefSeq and is a predicted model, not a curated record.
GACCCUAAUAUUCGCGUUGUUGACAAUGUGAUCAGUGCCGAAAUGCAGAUUGUAGCUGGUACAAACUGGAACCUGAAAGUAACUAUGAGUUGGACAACAUGCAAGAAAGAAGACCAAGUACAGGACUUAAGUAACUGUGAGAAGGACCUUAGCAAACCUAGCAGUGUCUGUGACGUUGUUAUAUAUGAAAAGCCUUGGGAAAAUUUCAAAGAAGUGACUGGAAUGAAUUGCACAAAUGUGGAACAUUCAAGGGCAAGAAGGAGAGCCGUCGGGAUGUAUUCACCAGUAGAUCUACCUGAUAGUAAAGUCAUUGAAUUAGCACAGUUUGCUGUUGCAUCUAUGGAUGAAGGGAGUGAAGACCCUAAUAUCCGGGUUGUUGACAAUGUGAUCAGUGCCGAAAUGCAGGUUGUAGCUGGUGUAAACUGGAACCUGAAAGUAACUAUGAGUUGGACAACAUGCAAGAAAGAAGACCAAGUACAGGACUUAAAUAACUGUGAGAAGGACCUUAGCAAACCCAGCAGUAUCUGUGACGUUGUUAUAUAUGAAAGGUCUUGGGAAAAUUUCAAAGAAGUGACUGGAAUGAAUUGCACAAAUGUGGAAGAUUCAAGGGCAAGAAGGAGAGCCGUAGGGAUGUAUUCACCAGUAGAUCUACCUGAUAGUAAAGUCAGUGAAUUAGCACAGUUUGUUGUUGCAUCUAUGGAUGAAGGGAGCGAAGACCCUAAUAUUCGCGUUGUUGACAAUGUGAUCAGUGCCGAAAUGCAGGUUGUAGCUGGUGCAAACUGGAACCUGAAAGUAACUAUGAGUUGGACAACAUGCAAGAAAGAAGACCAAGUACAGGACUUAAAUAACUGUGAGAAGGACCUUAGCAAACCUAGCAGUGUCUGUGACGUUGUUAUAUAUGAAAGGCCUUGGGAAAAUUUCAAAGAAGUGACUGGAAUGAAUUGCACAAAUGUGGAACAUUCAAGGGCAAGAAGGAGAGCCGUAGGGAUGUAUUCACCAGUAGAUCUACCUGAUAGUAAAGUCAGUGAAUUAGCACAGUUUGCUGUUACAUCUAUGGAUGAUGGGAGUGAAGACCCUAAUAUUCGCGUUGUUGACAAUGUGAUCAGUGCCGAAAUGCAGAUUGUAGCUGGUACAAACUGGAACCUGAAAGUAACUAUGAGUUGGACAACAUGCAAGAAAGAAGACCAAGUACAGGACUUAAGUAACUGUGAGAAGGACCUUAGCAAACCUAGCAGUGUCUGUGACGUUGUUAUAUAUGAAAAGCCUUGGGAAAAUUUCAAAGAAGUGACUGGAAUGAAUUGCACAAAUGUGGAACAUUCAAGGGCAAGAAGGAGAGCCGUAGGGAUGAAUUCACCAGUAGAUCUACCUGAUAGUAAAGUCAUUGAAUUAGCACAGUUUGCUGUUGCAUCUAUGGAUGAAGGGAGUGAAGACCCUAAUAUCCGGGUUGUUGACAAUGUGAUCAGUGCCGAAAUGCAGGUUGUAGCUGGUGCAAACUGGAACCUGAAAGUAACUAUGAGUUGGACAACAUGCAAGAAAGAAGACCAAGUACAGGACUUAAAUAACUGUGAGAAGGACCUUAGCAAACCUAGCAGUGUUUGUGACGUUGUUAUAUAUGAAAGGCCUUGGGAAAAUUUCAAAGAAGUGACUGGAAUGAAUUGCACAAAUGUGGAACAUUCAAGGGCAAGAAGGAGAGCCGUAGGGAUGUAUUCACCAGUAGAUCUACCUGAUAGUAAAGUCAGUGAAUUAGCACAGUUUGCUGUUACGUCUAUGGAUGAUGGGAGUGAAGACCCUAAUAUUCGCGUUGUUGACAAUGUGAUCAGUGCCGAAAUGCAGGUUGUAGCUGGUACAAACUGGAACCUGAAAGUAACUAUGAGUUGGACAACAUGCAAGAAAGAAGACAAAGUACAGGACUUAAGUAACUGUGAGAAGGACCUUAGCAAACCUAGCAGUGUCUGUGACGUUGUUAUAUAUGAAAAGCCUUGGGAAAAUUUCAAAGAAGUGACUGGAAUGAAUUGCACAAAUGUGGAACAUUCAAGGGCAAGAAGGAGAGCCGUAGGGAUGUAUUCACCAGUAGAUCUACCUGAUAGUAAAGUCAGUGAAUUAGCACAGUUUGUUGUUGCAUCUAUGGAUGAAGGGAGUGAAGACCCUAAUAUCCGGGUUGUUGACAAUGUGAUCAGUGCCGAAAUGCAGGUUGUAGCUGGUGCAAACUGGAACUUGAAAGUAACUAUGAGUUGGACAACAUGCAAGAAAGAAGACCAAGUACUGGACUUAAAUAACUGUGAGAAGGACCUUAGCAAACCCAGCAGUGUCUGUGACGUUGUUAUAUAUGAAAGGCCUUGGGAAAAUUUCAAAGAAGUGACUGGAAUGAAUUGCACAAAUGUGGAACAUUCAAGGGCAAGAAGGAGAGCGUUGUGGCUGGUACAAAUAACCUAUGAAAGUAACUAUGAGUUGGACAACAUGCAGAAAAGAAGACCAAGUACAGGACUUAAGCUAACUGAUGAGUAUGGGGUGCGCAAGAAACUAGUUGCUCUGUAUGAGUCCUCCCAGCUGGUCACUGACGGAGGGCGCCACACGUCGCACUCCUUCCCUGAUACAGAGGCGACCCCUCUCACCGAUCUGGUGGUAGUGGUGUAA